Pogona vitticeps (central bearded dragon) is the source of this 2669-nucleotide messenger RNA. It is a transcript of the gene STXBP3, whose product is annotated as syntaxin binding protein 3. NCBI's taxonomy places the organism in Eukaryota, Metazoa, Chordata, Lepidosauria, Squamata, Agamidae. Gene Ontology annotation, biological process: vesicle-mediated transport. The record is from RefSeq and is a predicted model, not a curated record.
AGGAGGCGGGGCCUGAGUGGCCUUCUCCUCCAAGAGUGCGGAAUUUGUUUUCUGUCACGUCGAGGGCAGGGGAAGUAAGAUGGCGCCGGCUGCGAGUGGAGACCGGGGACUGAAGAGCCUGGUGUGGCAGAAGCUGAAAACAGCAGUAUUUGAUGACUGUAGAAAGGAAGAAGAAUGGAAGAUAAUACUUCUAGAUGACUUCACCACAAAACUUCUAUCAUCAUGUGGUAAAAUGACUGAUUUACUAGCAGAAGGGAUAACUGUUGUUGAGAAUGUUUACAAAAAUCGUGAGCCUGUCCCUCAUAUGAAAGCCAUUUAUCUCAUCACACCUACAACAAAGUCUGUGGAUGGGCUUAUAAAUGACUUUGUCAGUAAAUCAUCUAGCAAAUACAAAGCAGCGUAUGUCUAUUUCACUGACUUCUGUGAUGAUAAACUUUUCAAUAAAAUGAAGUCAUCUUGUUCGAAGGCCAUACGACGGUGCAAAGAAAUAAAUAUAAACUUUUUCCCAUAUGAAUCACAGGUAUUUACUCUUGAUGUCCCAAAUGCAUUCUAUCGCUGUUACAGUCCCAUCACAGAGAAGACAAAUGACAAUGUAUUGGAGGAAAUAGCUGAGCAGAUUGUUACAUUGUGUGCUACUCUGGAAGAAAACCCAGGUGUAAGAUAUAGAAGCAAGCCUUUGGAAAAUGCUAGCAAACUUGCACAGCUAAUUGAGAAAAAGCUUGAAAACUACUAUAAGAUUGAUGAUCGAGGCCAAGUAAAGGGCAAAACCAACUCCCAACUGUUAAUAAUUGAUCGUGGCUUUGAUCCAGUGUCAACUGUGCUUCAUGAACUUACUUUUCAAGCGAUGGCCUAUGAUCUGCUACCAAUUGAAAAUGAUACAUACAAGUAUAAAACAGAUGGUGCAACUGGGAAGGAAAGGGAGGCAAUUCUAGAGGAAGAUGAUGAACUCUGGGUGAAAAUCCGACACAAGCAUAUUGCAGAUGUAUUGGAGGAAAUACCAAAACUUAUGAAAGACGUUUCUUCAAAAAGGAAAGCAACAGAAGGGAAGCUCUCUUUAAGUAGUCUGUCUCAGCUCAUGAAGAAAAUGCCUUACUUUCGCAAACAAAUUACUAAGCAAGUAGUGCAUCUUAAUAUAGCUGAAGAUUGCAUGAAUAAGUUUAAGAGUAAUGUAGAAAAGCUGUGCAAAGUUGAACAGGAUUUGGCUCUUGGAAUGGAUGCUGAGGGACAGAAAGUGAGAGACUCAAUGCAGGUCCUCCUUCCAGUACUGCUCAAUAAAAAUCAUGAUAGCUAUGAUAAGAUAAGAGCCAUCCUCCUUUAUAUCUUCAGCACAAAUGGAACUACUCAAGAGACCUUGGACAAGCUGAUCCAAAAAGUACAGAUAGAAAAUGAUAGCGACAUGAUCAAAAAUUGGAAGUACCUUGGUGUACCUAUUCUUGCCACAUCUACAACACAACAGCGCAAACCCCCAAGGAGAGACCGUUCUUCAGAAGAAACAUUUCAGCUUUCUAGAUGGACGCCCCUUAUUAAAGAUAUUAUGGAGGAUGCAAUAGAAAAUAAACUGGAUUCAAAGGAUUGGCCUUAUUGUUCUCAGUGCCCUGCACCCUGGAAUGGUUCAGGAGCAGUGAGUGCACGUCAUAAGCCCAAGACUAGUCACGUGGAUGAACGGAAGAGUGGAUCAAAGCUGAUUGUGUUUGUAAUUGGAGGAAUUACCUAUUCUGAGAUGCGCUGUGCAUAUGAAGCUUCUCAAGCCCACAAAUCUUGUGAAGUUAUUAUUGGCUCUACUCACAUUGUGACACCUAGAAGACUACUGGAUGACAUGAAAGCACUUACUGUAGCAAAAUCAAAGGACACUGUAUAUUUUAAGAAUGAAUAGAAAUUGUAGUGUUCUGAGAUUUUCAGUUGUUCCUGAAGAUACUAAGAAUGCUAAUGUAGAUCUUAAGGACACAGUCUAGCCCAAAUUAAGCAUGUUAAGUUCCAUUAAUUUCAGUGGAAGAAACAAAGGUAUCUAUAGAACUUUUUCAUUGAAAUCAAUGGGGCUUAAGAAUUUGGCCUGAACUAGAUUGUACCCUAUGUAUAUAUUUUAUAAAUCAGUGCUAUAUUUGGGACUGUUCUUUUUAUAAUUUGAAAUCUGCUGCUUUUCCUUGGGUUGGGGGGAAAGGGGAAGAUAAUCUAUAAGAGGACAGAUGUGUGUAAGAGUGUUUUAAUAUUAACGUAAUUGGUUAGAGAUAGCAUUUUGCUGUGAAAUGUUUGAUGUAGAGAAUGCUCACCCCUGCAACACUCUAGGCUAGGACUUGGGAUACAUGUUUGUACAUAUGCGAAUGCGUUUUCAAUAAUAGUGUGUCAACUUUCUAUCCUGGAAACAUGUUUAUUUCUAAAGAUGCUAUUAUAAAAGGGCCAUGAAAUAUUGAAGAGGGAAAGUUGUAAAUAUAAAUGUAUAGCACAGUUUCAUAGCUGCAGUACGUUGAGCUACAACUUAAUGCAACAUGUAAAAAGUCAUUGCAGUUGACUUGCAGUAAGGUGCAGAAUGUAAGGCAAAAAUUCCUGAGACACUGGAGACAAAAAUAUUAGCUAUGUGUUUGGAACUGCAUGGAUAUUUCUAUGGUAUUUGGGUCAGGUUAAUCAUGGCAGCAGUAAACAUUUUACCAUCAAUAAAGAACAUUGAAGAAUGA